Molecule: messenger RNA, 984 nt
Organism: Notolabrus celidotus (New Zealand spotty)
Lineage: Eukaryota; Metazoa; Chordata; Actinopteri; Labriformes; Labridae
Product: DNA repair protein RAD50-like
Exons: 4
Coding region: 53-595 (180 amino acids)
Biological process (GO): chromosome organization involved in meiotic cell cycle; double-strand break repair; telomere maintenance via telomerase
Cellular component (GO): condensed nuclear chromosome; Mre11 complex
Molecular function (GO): double-stranded telomeric DNA binding; single-stranded telomeric DNA binding; G-quadruplex DNA binding
Source: RefSeq, a predicted model, not a curated record
GUAUUUUCAUUUUAACCUCUUUUUUUUGUCCUGUUAUUCUUUCAGAACCAUCAUGAAGUUCCACAGCAUGAAGAUGGAUGAGAUCAACAAGAUUAUCAGAGACCUGUGGCGCAGCACAUACAGGGGUCAAGACAUCGAGUACGUGGAGAUCCGGUCCGACAUGGACGAGAACGCGUCUGCAGGAGUGAGGCGAAGAGUUUACAACUACAGAGUGGUCAUGGUGAAAGGAGACGCAGCUUUGGAUAUGAGGGGACGCUGCAGUGCCGGUCAGAAGGUGUUGGCGUCCCUGAUCAUCCGUCUGGCUCUGGCGGAGACCUUCUGUCUGAACUGUGGGAUCUUGGCCUUGGAUGAGCCCACCACCAACCUGGACCGAGACAACAUCGAGUCAUUGGCUCACGCUCUUGUCGAAAUCAUCAAGAGUCGCUCUCGCCAGCGCAACUUCCAGCUGCUGAUCAUCACCCACGACGAGGACUUUGUGGAGCUGCUGGGGCGCUCCAGCUACAUCGAGCACUUCUACCGCAUCCGUAAGAACCAGGACCAGAACUCUGAGAUCACAAAGUGCAGCAUCAGCUCCCUCUCAUCAUACCUCCACUGAUUCAUUAAAAAGAAAGAAAGAAAGUCUCUCUCUCUCUUUCAGACAUGGAACAGUUUCCUGUUUUCAUUUCCUUCAUGGAAACUUGUUCCAAUGAGUUUGAUUCAAAUAUUCCUGAGGUUGUUAAACAUGACAGGAAACUCAGAUACAAAAUGCAACAUUUGUGAUCUGCAGCUCAGAUUUACUGGAUUAAUAAAUGUACUUUUUAGAGUCACAGUUCAGUGAUGUAAACUUUAUAACCUUUCCUGAGUGGUUACCAUGUUCUGUAAACGUGUUCUGGACAGCAACAACAAAAGAAAUGUAAAGCAGUCCUCACUUCUGUUUCUAUGUCUGCAGCUUUGAGAGCUCCAAACACUCAAUCAUUAAAUAUCCUGCAAGGGAUAUAAACCGUC